AUGGUGCAGUACUCCUCCUCUAACCUCGUCAAGGGUACGCAAGGCGCCGAUGCCUUUCUGCGCGUUCUCUACGAUCUGUCCCGAGUGCGCGAGAUCGUAAACAACGACGAGUGGGACGAGUCAGCGUAUGAUUCGACCGACACUAUCUGCAUCUUGGAACCCGCCCCCAUGCUUGAGACACUGCACCUAUUCAACAUCCAUAACGCGGAGACACUCCAAGCUGGUGUGUUCGAUCGAACGAUCUGCCCUGUUCUCACCGAACUCCGUAUGGAGUACUGCUUCUUGACCCGCGGAAACAUACCCCAAUUAGCGAUUACGAACACGAUUACGCGGCUCCUGCUAUCGAACUGCGAGAACAUAUUUCCCUUCCUGGCCGCGGUUGCGAGAUGCCUAGACAAUCUAUGCGUACUCCAAGUCACCGAUCAUUUCACCUCGACGCCCAUCGGGGAGAUCUCCCCCAUCGAGUUCUCGGAAAAGCUGGACAUUGUGUCAUUUUACGCCAAUAGCGUUACUCUUUCCACAUUCCUCCAGGUCGCUCGUAUUCCAUUGCACACAACAUUGCACACCACUGCUAUUGACCACGUCCAAAUGGCCGACAAUGACACCCGCAUCUGGAGUCGCGUGACCUAUCGGUCUAAUAUCGCAACCCUCGUGGACCUCGUAUUCGGCCGCCUUCCCAAAGCCACGAAGCACGGCUAUACAUACGCUUGCUUGGCCAUAGCGACGCCUUGA
Messenger RNA from Peniophora sp. CBMAI 1063, 732 nucleotides. NCBI's taxonomy places the organism in Eukaryota, Fungi, Basidiomycota, Agaricomycetes, Russulales, Peniophoraceae. The record is from the annotation of a GenBank genome assembly.